Molecule: messenger RNA, 357 nt
Organism: Penicillium canariense
Lineage: Eukaryota; Fungi; Ascomycota; Eurotiomycetes; Eurotiales; Aspergillaceae
Product: Ubiquitin-like protein ATG12
Exons: 2
Biological process (GO): autophagosome assembly; nucleophagy; autophagy of mitochondrion
Cellular component (GO): cytoplasm; phagophore assembly site membrane; Atg12-Atg5-Atg16 complex
Source: RefSeq, a predicted model, not a curated record
AUGGGAGACACGCCCAUACCCGACGAUGAUCAUGGCGCCGACCUCCCGAUGAACAUGACCGCGUCGGUCAUGCUGACGGGGCUGCCCCGCGAUGCUCAUCGGGCCCUGGCCGAUGUGGAAGCUAUCGAUGCUGGCAAAGGUAGGACCUCUUCCCACUUACCGUCCGCUUCCAACCUCUCCCGUCGGCCCCGAUUCUCAAGAACCGGGUCUUCAAAAUCAGCGCAUCGCAAAAAUUUUGAAACCGUAGUCAAAUUUUUACGAAAGAAGCUGGACUGCAAGGACACCGACUCCGUUUUCUGCUAUGUGAAUAGCGUAUUUGCGCCCGGCCUUGAUGAAGGCGUCGGUGGGCUCUGGCGG